Molecule: messenger RNA, 4533 nt
Organism: Diorhabda carinulata
Lineage: Eukaryota; Metazoa; Arthropoda; Insecta; Coleoptera; Chrysomelidae
Gene: mus201
Product: DNA excision repair protein ERCC-5 homolog
Exons: 6
Coding region: 306-4121 (1271 amino acids)
Biological process (GO): nucleotide-excision repair
Cellular component (GO): nucleus
Molecular function (GO): single-stranded DNA binding; DNA endonuclease activity
Source: RefSeq, a predicted model, not a curated record
GACAGUCUGACCAACCUUUCGGUGUUUGAAAAACCAAUUUUUAUAUAUUCUAAUUUUAUCCUUAAAUUAGUCUGUAUGUUUUGGAACUAAAUAUCCUAUAUUUUCCAAAACAUCCAUGCUCAAUCCAUAUAAGUUGGCGAGCUGAAUUUCAGUUAAUUCACAAUAAUAAGUUUUUUUGUCUUUAUACUAGAUGCAAUUAGUAAUAAGCGAGUUGGUUGUCUGUUAUGUAGUGUAUGUUUGGGGCUCAUGCCUAGCAAGAUCAUUCGUCACUGUUUUCUUUGAUAAUUUGAGUGCUUGUAUGUAUUAUGGGUGUUCACGGACUCUGGAAAUUAAUUGAGUCGUCUGGAAAACCAGUACCAUUAGAGACACUUGAAAACAAAGUUUUAGCAGUAGAUGUCUCGAUUUGGCUUCAUCAAGCAAUUAAAGGCUUUCAGGACAACAAAGGAGCACCUAUUGCAAAUGCUCAUUUGCUGGGAAUAUAUCACAGGGUUUGCAAAUUACUAUAUUUUAAAAUUAAACCAAUCUUUGUUUUUGAUGGAGGAGUACCUACCCUUAAAAGACAAACUAUUGCCAAGCGGAACCAGUAUAGAUCGAAAAACUCCUCUGAAGCAGACAGGCUACAAAGGCAACUUAUUAGUACCCUUUUGAAACAUACAGCAAUAAGUAAAGUACUAUCAGAAAAAACAAAAGCAAGCUUGCCACUUCUAAAAAAAUCUAGUACAAAGUAUGACACUCUCUAUGAUCCACCUUCAGCAGAUUUUGAUUCUCUAGAGUCUUCAGAUGAAGAAGUCACUGGUAGCUCAAGUACUACAGAUUCAAGUCCAACAAAGCAAUGGGAUUUGCAUUCAAUUGAUACCACUAGUCAUUAUUUUAAAUCUUUACCUUUAGAAGUGAAGCAUGAAAUAUUGACAGAUUUGAAAGAUACAAGGAAACAGAAUUCAUGGGGCAAACUUCACCAACUCCCCAAGCAAAGUGAUGAUUUUUCUAAUUAUCAGAUGAAGAGACUUCUAAAAAGGCAAGAAGUUCAAACAGCAUUAGAUAAUGUUUUGAAAGAAAUGGGUGGAAUGUCAUUAUCCUUAGCUGAAUUAGAAUCUCUUCUCAAUGAUCAAGGUAUAAAAACCAACAAUGAUUCUAAUUUCGGAAAGCGAAUAGCUUCUGAUAAUAAAACUAGAUAUUUAUACAUAAAAGAUAUUCAGAAAGAAAUUAAGGAAUCAGAAAAGGCAGAAGAGACCAAGAAAACCAGUGUAUCUAAUACAAAUGAGCAGGAAGAAUUAAAAGAAGCUAUUCAACUGUCUCUCCAAGAAACUCCAUCUACUUCUAAUUUUGAAGCAGCCGAUUUAACAAUAGAAACCAAAGCUGACUUGGAAGAAGAAGAAGAGCUACAAAGAGCUAUUCAGUUGUCUCUAGGAAAAAACCCGCAUUUAAAAGAACUGAAGCCAUCAUUUUCAUUUUUAGAAAGUUUCAAUGAUGGAGACUUCCAGUCUAGUUCAGAGGAAGAUUUUGAAGAUCUCACACAAACAUUUAAUAAACCCACUGUAAAAGCAAUGUCUUCUGCCCAAAAUUAUAUGAUGGAAUAUAGUGGAUUAACUCCUGCUGAAAUUGAGAAAAUAAUUGGUGACAAUAAAAAUUUAUAUUUAAGUUUUAAAAAUGCCAAGUUAACUGAAUUGAAUGCUGAUUUGGUUAGAGAAUCCGAGCAGUCAAAAGGUAAAGAGCAAAAAAAUUUGAAAGGAGAGGAUAUAAUCAAACAAACACAAUCUGAAGAUCAAAAUAAUAAAAAUUCAAGUAUGACAAAUAGUGAACAGACUCCCAAACAAGAUGAAACUGAUGUAGAAGAUGACAUUGAACUAAUGUCAAACAGUGAUUCAGAUGAUGAUGAUUUCUGUACUGUUGAUAUUACUGAAAAAGAUAUAUCUAAAGAAAAAGGUGUGAAAAAUACCAAGGAUAAUUUAUUAUUAAAAGAAAACCAACCUAUAAUUUUUGAAGUUGUUAUUGAUCCUAAUAAAAUUGAAGCUGAUGAUCUCUUUGGAGACAUAUUUGAAGCAAAUACUGUAAAAGAUCUCCAGGGAGAUUUUCUAGCAAAAGAAAAUCUUCAUAAUAAUGUUAAAACAUUAGAAAAUUUCAUUGAACCCAACCAUAAAGAUGAUCGUUCUAAAGAUAGUUCUAAUGCUCCUUUGGUUGAUGAGAAAAAAUUAGUUGACUCAAUGGAACAAGAUUCUAUUGACAAAGAAAAAAGUAAUAUUUGUAAAGAUUUUAUUAAUAACAAAACUAAAAUAGAUGAAGUAAAUAAUGAAGAAUCAGUUGAAGAAAAUGAUCAAGUUGAUGAAAAUAAAGAAAAAAUGAAUUUGAGCGACAAUAUAACAUUAACUAUGCCUGCAGUACCCAAGUUAACAAUACAGGAGAUGCAAGAAUUGAAAGAUAAUCUUAUGCACGAUAAAAUAGAUAUUAUAAGAGAAAAAUCAAAAAAGGAGAGAUUAGCAAAUAAUAUUACUGAUCAAAUGUACCAGGAAGCUCAGGAAUUGCUAGAAUUAUUUGGUGUGCCCUAUAUUGUAGCACCAAUGGAAGCAGAAGCACAAUGUGCAUUUCUAGAUGAGAUAGAAUUGACAAAUGGAACCAUUACUGAUGACAGUGAUAUCUGGUUAUUCGGUGGUAAAACAGUAUAUAAAAAUUUUUUCAAUCAAAGUAAAUAUGUCAUGGAGUUUAAAUCUGAAAACAUUGAGCACCAUUUCAAACUAAAUCGACAACAAAUGAUUUUACUGGCCUUAUUAGUGGGAAGUGAUUAUACAAUAGGGCUUCAAGGAGUAGGGCCUGUCACUGCACUAGAAAUACUUUCAAUCUUUCCUCCAAAUCAGACUCAAGAAUACACUCUUUCUAAUCAACAACUGUUAUCUGGAUUAAAAGAAUUCAAAUCUUGGUAUUUGAAGGGCAAAACAGGAGGAUCUGGUAGGUCAAGUUUAAAAAAUAAAUUAAAAAAUGUGACUUUCGUAGAUAAUUUUCCAAGUUGCCAAGUAGUUGAGGCUUAUUUAGAUCCAAAAAUAGAAACUAGUAGGACACCAUUUUCUUGGAGUAAACCUGAUAUAACUGGUCUUACAGUCUUUGCCAAAGAAAAAUUUGGUUGGACAAUGAAAAAAACAGAAGAUAUACUGAAUCCAGUAAUUAAAAAAAUAGAAGAAAACAGAUCUCAAAAAUGUAUUAAAGAUUAUUUCAAAACAAAAUUUAAAGUUGAUGCCAAGAGUAUAGAUGGUAUAGUUAGCAAAAGAGUGAAGAGCGCUAUUAGUAGAAUCGGAAAAAGUCAAGAUGAAUUGAUAGCUGACGAAAUGAUUGAGUUAGAGAAAGCAAAAGAUAAAGUUAAUGGAAAAAAAUCUUCUAAAUUAACUCAGAAUCCAAAAAAGAUAAGGAAAAAAAUAGACAAAGGAGAGAAUGAAACGAAUUCAAGUGAAAGUAUAAAAGAACAAAGUAAUAUUUCUAGAAAUAAUGUAGAUACUAAAAAUCAAGCUCUUACUAGUCAAAAAUGUAAAACAAAUACAAAAGAGAAGAAAGAUAACAAUAAAAAACAAAGUGAUGAACCUGUGAAUAGGGAUAUAUCUAAAACAAAAUCAAAUAAAAGAAAAGGUAAAGUACCCAAAUCAAAAUCUCUACAUUUAGAACAGGUUAGUGAGUUGAAAGAUUAUGAAAAUAUUGCAAUUGAAUUGAAGACGAGAAGAAAAAGAAAAAAUGAAUUGCUGAAAUUGAAAACAGAAGAUCCCUCAAAGAAAAAACAAAAAGUUCUCCCAUUACUACCUCCAAUUUUGGAAGAAAUACCAAAAAAUUUGGAAGGCGAUACAGAAAUCCAAAUGUUGAUUGCCACAACUUCUCACUCUAAUCAAAGGGUAGAGGAAAUUACCAAGGAAGCCUUCAAAGCUCUUGAAGUAACACCAACCAAAAAAGUAGGCCCCAAUACAAGCCUUCAUAAACCAGAUUUAAUACAUCAAAGAUUGCGAGAUAAGUCUAAUUUACUGAGAAACAAAAUGAAAGCAAUCGAAGUAUUUAGAAAAUCAAAAAAAGGUCCUGGAUAUGUUUCAAAAAGGAAGAAAAAACUAGUUUUGCCCAAGGAAGAUGCAGAAUUAUCUGAAAACAGUGAUUAAAUUAUUUUACUUUUCAAGUUAUUUAGAUGUACUUUUAUUUAUAUACAAAGUUGAAUCAAUUUUAUAAUAUUGCAAAUUUUGAGCUGAUAUAAAUAUAUCUUACAAAAAAUAGGAGUGUGAUAAUAAGAAGCAUUGUCUACUCUUCAAUCCGAGUGUUUUAGCACUACAUACAGAAGCAUUGGGGAAGAGGGUAGGUUCCUUACGUUCUUAGUAAGGACGAAUUAGUUUUACAAAUCCCCUUUUUUAUUAGGGUUUAUUGGAGGUAAUUAUAUUCUCACGAAAGAGUCCAAAAGCUUUUUUUCAGGAUAAUCUGCAGCCAAAUUUUUCAAAUAGGAAUGAAUCAAUCUGUUAAAUUACCACAUAUUGUUUGUUACAUAGUUUCUUGAAUCAAUAUAUUUUUUUACUUAUGAAA